Dracunculus medinensis (Guinea worm) is the source of this 951-nucleotide messenger RNA. NCBI's taxonomy places the organism in Eukaryota, Metazoa, Nematoda, Chromadorea, Rhabditida, Dracunculidae. The record is from the annotation of a GenBank genome assembly.
AUGAAGAACAUAAAUAAAGAAUUUGAGCUGGGAAAAUUCGUCCUAACUACCACCACUACAGAGAGCAGUCCAACACAAGAUUCACCAAUGCCUUCAUCUUUUCCACGAAUCAUUAAGGAAAUCACAACUCACGAUAGCGAUAAUCAAAAAUUAAGUGAUCGACUAAAUAUUGUUGGAUGUGCUUCACCAGUAUUCACUUUACCUUUGGAUAAUUUCAAAUGCAGCUCAACACAAACAAUAAACAAACCAAAUUCAAAUUUGGAUCUGCAAUUAUAUUCUAAUUUAAGAAUGCGCGAUCUUUUCCGGAGGAACUCACAUACUUUACUUAUUUUACCUGAGCAAAAGCAAAUUUCGACUAUUUCUUCAUCUUCUGGAAAUUCUCAUAUGCAUCUUAAUAUGCGAAAUGAAUCUGGUGAUCCAAUUAUCCAUGCUGGCCAUAUCAUGCAGUUAACUAAAACAAAAUUAUCGUUAAAUCCUUCUCUAACGAUGCAUCGAAAGUCAACUUUCACAGGAUGGUUUAACAUGAAAAAUAAUUUAAUGAAUGAGGCUGACAGGCGAUGUUCUCAGCCACUUCUUUCAGCUGGUACUGACCAAGAUUCAACGCCUAGUAAACGUUAUGGGGAAGGCGUCAUGAUAAACGAUACGAGGUAUCAAAAACACAAAGCAUCGAAUGAAAAUCCACCGCGUAUUCUUUCAAAGAGGGUCAGUUGGUUGUCAAUCAAACAAUACGAUGAUUCCGAUGAUAUUCUAAUUUCGGGUACCAAAACUAGUCGUCGACCGUCAUCAACGAACAUCUCCGAACAUUUCUCAAGUCGUAGUAAUUCAAGGGCUAAUAUUCAUUACAACUCAGCACUUCAACUUGAUAUUAGUAGUUUAGCAGAUCGAGGUGAAACACCACCAUCGGAAACUAUCAGUUGGAGUUUCGCAGGUGAUCAGAUUAUAUAUAUUUGA